UUGCAAAAGUUUUGAGAAAACAAUCGGUAUAUAUGAGUGUGCAAAGCUAAGCUAACAAGCUAGCUAGUAUUAUCACCACUUUCUUCAGUUGACUCAACAAUUUGUUUAGAGUGGAUAGUUCAUCUGGGGAGUCAUGGACUCAAACCCUAGCUGGAUGAACUGCGGUCAGUUUGGAGAGAAUCAGCUGGAUCAGAACUCGAUGGGUUUCGAUGAGUUAUCGGAAUAUCUCAUGCUCGAUUACAGGGUCGAUGAUUAUCAGGAUUCGUCGUCGCUGAUGAGCAUGAUAUCGCCGGAAACAUGUCAUGGUACUGCUGCUGGUUGUGGUUCAAGUAGUGCAACAUCAAGAAAUUCCACCACUAAUAUAAAUGCGGCAGCGAUGAAGAACAGCAUGAGAGAAGGGGGUCAUGCCCAUAGGGGCCAUAGGGUUGCAUUUAGAACAAAAUCGGAGCUGGAGAUCAUGGAUGAUGGUUUCAAGUGGAGGAAGUACGGCAAGAAGUACGUGAAGAACAGCCCAAAUCCCAGAAAUUACUACAAGUGCUCAAGUGUGGGCUGCGAUGUAAAGAAGAGAGUAGAGAGGGAGAAAGAAGACUCGAGCUAUGUGAUUACAACAUACGAGGGAAUGCACAAUCAUGAUACCCCUAAUUGUGUGCAGCUGCAUUUCAAUCCUGCUUCACUAGUAGUGGAUGUGGAUCCCAACAACAUUUGGACUACUACUUUACGAGCUUCUUCGCAAUCUUCUGCUUCUACAUAGAUCCAUCUAUUAUUUACUAUAGCUCAAAUAAUCAUAUAUAAGCAGCCAAGAAUUCAGAGUCAUAUAUAUGGCAUUUCUUUUCAUAUGCCACCACCUGAUGAUAUAUUUUUGUGUGUUCUGCGUCACGCUUAAAGACGUUAGGCUAUUACUCAAACCAAGCAGAGAUAUGUGUAAAA
Fragaria vesca subsp. vesca is the source of this 927-nucleotide messenger RNA. Its product is annotated as probable WRKY transcription factor 51-like. Gene Ontology annotation, biological process: regulation of DNA-templated transcription. Bases 134 to 751 code for a protein of 205 amino acids. The transcript has 3 exons. The record is from RefSeq and is a predicted model, not a curated record. NCBI's taxonomy places the organism in Eukaryota, Viridiplantae, Streptophyta, Magnoliopsida, Rosales, Rosaceae. Gene Ontology annotation, molecular function: DNA-binding transcription factor activity; sequence-specific DNA binding.